AUGUAUGUAACAAGGCCUCUGUCUAUGUAUAGAAGUUCUCCUGAUUCACUGUCACUACCAACACCGGAAGGACCAAACUCCGGUUAUCUAGUACUCCAUGAUGAAGAAUCCGAUGAGACUUUAUGUUUCGGAUGUUGCAAAGAUCCUCAGGUGCAAGGCUUGCCUUUCCCUCAGAAUAAGGAGCUCACACUGAGAUAUUCCAAAAACUAUAAGGAGUGUCUUGCCUUCAUUCCUGUUCUUGAUAAGCCUUUAUCUGCGAAUACAUACUAUGUAAUACGCCGGGAUGGGAGGCACAGAGGGAAAGUGUACACAAAUUCAAAGGAAGAGGACAUGGCAGAUUGUUGUUGUGGGAAAGCUAUUCAAGAUGUAAAACUAAAGCCAUUGGAUCCAUCAGACUUGUAUCAGCAAAUUGAGAUAAUUCCAAGGAAGAACAGCGGUUACUUUACUGCCAAGGCUGUUGCUUCAGAUGGCUUACCUCCUUAUGGUUUGAGGAUGAAAUAUUGGAGAGUCAAUAUGGAAACACCCCAUUGUUACCAACUAGGUGCAGCUCCAGGACUCGAUGCUUCGAAGCGAUCAGGCCUUCCUGGAUUUGAUUUUCCAUUGUCGAAAGACUGUUCUGAGGCUAUGGUAGUUGGCAGAUGGUACUGUCCUUUCUUGUUCAUCAAGGAAGGCGGACUGGAGUUGAAGCACCAGAUGAAGCAAUGCAUGUUCUAUGAAAUGAGACUGGAGCAAAGAUGGGAGAGGAUUUUCGACAAGUACAAUGAAGGAAACAGCAACAAUGCCAAUGCUGUGUUUGUGGAUGCAUUUGUUCAAAGAGAGGCGGUUCUUGUUGCUGGAAGUGAAGCUUUCUAUGAUAAUCAUGACACAAUAAAUGUAAUUGAUGACGGUUUCAUGUGGUUUAAGAGCUAUGAUGGUGUUGGGGGAGAGAGGAGUGUAGGUUUGAGCUUGAAAAUUGUUGAGAGAAUGAAAUGGGAGCAAGAAAGAGUUGGAUGGGUUGAUGGGAAUGGAGGGAAAAUGAGAGUGGAGAGAGUAGAAGAGUUUAAAGGAAAUGGCAAGUGGAAUAAAUUUGCUUGUUAUGUGUUGGUGGAGAGGUUUGUGUUGAAGAGAAUGGAUGGAAGCUUAGCACUAUUGACAUAUGAUUUCAAGCACACUCACCAGAUUAGGGGCAAAUGGGAAUGA
Messenger RNA from Argentina anserina (silverweed cinquefoil), 1179 nucleotides. RefSeq lists its product as uncharacterized. The record is from RefSeq and is a predicted model, not a curated record. The coding region runs from base 1 to 1179 and encodes 392 amino acids. The transcript is spliced from 2 exons. Lineage: Eukaryota; Viridiplantae; Streptophyta; Magnoliopsida; Rosales; Rosaceae.